CAUAAAAAAGAGGAUCACCAGCCUAUACUUCAUGUUCCAUCCAUCAUCCCCAUCAUAGUGUUUGCUUGCUUACUUGCUUGCCACUAAGAAAAACAUGGGAUAUAUAAUCUUAUUCUGAACGAGGAAUAUUAAUCUAUGCGCUGUUGCAGGUACGGGAGGCUGUUCCGGACGCACAUCUUGGGCUGCCCGACGGUGGUGUCCAUGGACCCCGAGCUCAACCGCCGCAUGCUGCUGCAGGGCGAGGCCGGCGGCCUGGUCCCGGGCUACCCGCAGUCCAUGCUCGACAUCCUCGGCCGCAACAACAUCGCCGCCGUGCACGGCCCGCUGCACCGCCACAUGCACGGCGCCAUGCUCGGCCUCGUCGGCCCCGUCGCGCUCCGGCAAAGCCUCCUCCCCAAGAUCGACGCCUUCAUGCGCUCACAUACCUCCGGCUGGGCAGGCAGCGUCGUCGACGUCCAGGCCAAGACCAAGGAGAUGGCCUUGCUAUCUACACUCAGGCAGAUCGCCGGCAUCACGGCCGGCCCACUCUCCGACGCCCUCAAGGCAGAGCUGUAUACCCUUGUGCUCGGCACCAUCUCCUUGCCCAUCAACCUCCCAGGGACCAGCUACUACCAAGGCUUUCAGGCAAGGAAGAAGCUCGUGUCCAUUCUAGAGCAGAUGAUCACGGAACGGCGAUCCUCUGGUGAUGCUCAUGAUGACAUGUUGGAUGUUCUCUUGAGAAGCGGCGAUGACGGGACCAGGGAUAAGAUUAGCGACGAGCAGAUCAUUGACUUGCUCAUCGCCCUCAUCUACUCCGGAUACGAAACCAUGUCGACCACUUCGAUGAUGGCCGUCAAGUACCUAUCGGAACAUCCGCUGGCCCUCGAAGAACUUAGGAGAGAGCAUCUUGAUAUCAGGAAGGGAAAAUCGCCGGACGAAGCCAUCAACUACGAUGAUUUCAAGUCCAUGGCCUUCACUCGAGCUGUCAUUUUUGAGACGCUAAGAUUAGCCACUGUUGUUAAUGGACUGCUGAGGAAAACUACAAAGGAUGUAGAAAUGAAUGGGUAUGUCAUUCCAAAAGGCUGGAGAAUCUAUGUUUACACAAGGGAGAUAAACUAUGAUCCGUUCAUGUAUCCUGACCCGAUGACCUUCAAUCCGUGGAGAUGGCUGGAGAAGAACAUGGAAUUGCACCCGCACUUCAUGUUGUUCGGAGGGGGCGGCCGGAUGUGCCCCGGGAAGGAGGUGGGAACUGUGGAGAUCACGACUUUCCUCCCCUAUUUCGUGACCCGAUAUAGAUGGGAGGAAGAAGGCAAGAACACAAUCUUGAAAUUUCCCCGGGUGGAAGCUCCCAACGGGCUGCAUAUCCGAGUUCAAGAUUACUGAACUCUUGCAACAAACAUUUUGCAGAGUUUAGAUAGAUAUGCCAAAGACAAAGACGAUGAGGGCGCGAUUCUGCGCUGAUGAAUAGAUUAGAUUAGAAAUUUGAUGCCUGUAAAAAUAUAGGAACAUAGGGAUAGUAUAGAUGUUAUAGGUUCACUAGGUAGCUGAGGUAGAAGGCAAAAAGAUGCUCCUGUGUUCUUUUGUUCUACCAAUUCUGAAAUCGACAAAGGCGUAUGAUGUGAA
Triticum dicoccoides is the source of this 1602-nucleotide messenger RNA. Its product is annotated as cytochrome P450 85A1-like. The record is from RefSeq and is a predicted model, not a curated record. Bases 136 to 1362 code for a protein of 408 amino acids. Gene Ontology annotation, molecular function: iron ion binding; oxidoreductase activity, acting on paired donors, with incorporation or reduction of molecular oxygen; heme binding. The transcript is spliced from 7 exons. Lineage: Eukaryota; Viridiplantae; Streptophyta; Magnoliopsida; Poales; Poaceae. Gene Ontology annotation, biological process: brassinosteroid biosynthetic process; sterol metabolic process; brassinosteroid homeostasis.